This is a messenger RNA of Pyrgilauda ruficollis (rufous-necked snowfinch), 351 nucleotides long. RefSeq names its product vesicle-associated membrane protein 2-like. Gene Ontology annotation, cellular component: SNARE complex; plasma membrane. Lineage: Eukaryota; Metazoa; Chordata; Aves; Passeriformes; Passeridae. The transcript has 3 exons. Gene Ontology annotation, biological process: SNARE complex assembly; vesicle-mediated transport; vesicle fusion. Bases 1 to 270 code for a protein of 89 amino acids. Gene Ontology annotation, molecular function: SNAP receptor activity; syntaxin-1 binding. The record is from RefSeq and is a predicted model, not a curated record.
AUGGCUGCGGUCACUGACCCGCUGGCCGCGGUCCGGCCGCAGGUGGUGGACAUCAUGCGGGUGAACGUGGACAAGGUGCUGGAGCGGGACCAGAAGCUCUCGGAGCUGGACGACCGGGCGGACGCGCUCCAGGCCGGCGCCUCCCAGUUCGAGACCAGCGCGGCCAAGCUCAAGCGCAAGUACUGGUGGAAGAACCUCAAGAUGAUGAUCAUCCUGGGCGUGAUCUGCGCCAUCGUCCUCAUCAUCAUCAUCGUCUAUUUCAGCACCUAACGCCGCCGGCCCCGCCCUGCCAGGCCCCGCCCCUCGCUCGGGCCCCGCCCCCUCACCCCAAACCCCGCCCCCAACGCCGCG